Trifolium pratense (red clover) is the source of this 1236-nucleotide messenger RNA. RefSeq lists its product as uncharacterized. The coding region runs from base 245 to 931 and encodes 228 amino acids. The record is from RefSeq and is a predicted model, not a curated record. NCBI's taxonomy places the organism in Eukaryota, Viridiplantae, Streptophyta, Magnoliopsida, Fabales, Fabaceae. The transcript has 2 exons.
AUAAUACUGCACACUAAGACAAAACGGAAAGUAACACACAAUACAUAUUUGGUCUUCUCACCUAAUAAUGUCCUCACAUACUUUCCCCUUCUGCAAACAAAUUCAUUUCAGUACUCUACUCACUCACCAAAUGAUCAUUUUUUCCCGUUUUAUAUAAAUCAUUUCCCCUUCAUUAUUAUUUUCCUGAGUCCUGACCACAUCACAUCCCAACCCUCAAAACAAAGACAGUUUGAGAGUAAGUGUGAUGGUUUCUGAAGCAAAGGCAUCAGAGCAAGAGAGCAGCAUACCAAGGCUCCCUUUGUUCUCUGUCUCACCAUUGCAAAAGCAAAUGGAGUCCCCAGAGAGACCUGGAACGGUGACUCCACCACUGCAAACCUCAGGUUCAGUACCCUUUCGCUGGGAACAAGAACCCGGAAAGCCGAGGCUUUGCAAUGCUCUUGUCCCCUUCAUCAAUCCCACUGAAAAAUGUUUAGAGCUUCCUCCGAGGUUGCUAGUGCCAUCUCCAACUCUUUUGCAGCAGGGUCCUUAUGUAUCCAGCAACAGAUUCCGGUCACCGUCUUUUAAAAUUGACGAAGACAACAGUUGCUAUGGUUCUUUUAGUAGUGAUAGAGGGUUACUUGGUAGUACUAUGGAUGUCUUUAUCAAAAGAGACAGUGCUUGGUUCGGUUCUUGGAGGAAAAAUGUCAAAAGAGAUCAGAUCAGUGGGGGUAGUCAUGUUUUUCCAUCUUCUUCUACUGGAACCAUUGGCAUUGCAGAACCUACUGUCACUCACAACAAGAUGAUGAAACGUUCUGGGAGCUCUUCCAGCCUCUCUCAUCAGGGCAAGUCUCGUGUCUGGACAACCAUCCGUCAAGGGAUGAAGCAGGUGGUUCCACUUAAAUGGAGGAGCAAAAGGCUGAAGAAGAAAGAUGGGAAUGGCCUUAGGCUUUGAGAUUUUGCCGGUAAAGAAUCAUGUGUCUGCAAAACUAUCCAGGGCAUCAUCUGUACUAUAUUAUCUUUAUGUAUGUGAUGAUAACUAUGACAUGUUCAUUAUAGUGGAAGACACAACACAACUAGCUUUUCCUGCUGCUACGCUAUUGUAAAAGUGUGUGUGGGGUUAGUUCAUGCUGAAGUCUCUGUUUUCUAGUGAGAUGGUGAUAAGUUGUACAUGGUUUUUUUACCAACUAGUAGAAUUUAGUAAUAGGUGUAUCUCAAUUAGUAAUGUGACAAUUACUACUACUCUCUUCCCUUGCAUAA